Rhinichthys klamathensis goyatoka is the source of this 12187-nucleotide messenger RNA. RefSeq names its product protein AHNAK2. Gene Ontology annotation, molecular function: protein binding. The record is from RefSeq and is a predicted model, not a curated record. NCBI's taxonomy places the organism in Eukaryota, Metazoa, Chordata, Actinopteri, Cypriniformes, Leuciscidae. The transcript has 7 exons. The coding region runs from base 264 to 11432 and encodes 3722 amino acids. Gene Ontology annotation, cellular component: cytoplasm; nucleus. Gene Ontology annotation, biological process: peripheral nervous system myelin maintenance; regulation of RNA splicing.
UUAGCGUGUUAGAGAGUGUGCAGCUUCACUCCUGAGACAAACUUGUGUGGAUGGAGCAAGACAUCUUUCUCCGUCCAUCCCUCACAUACCAAGUCAGACUGACUUUGCUAUCAUUCACCGACUCUUUAUUUUGUCCUUGUAUCUGGAGUGACGGACUGAGAGGAAAAAAGAAGCAGGUUGUUUAGACUCGGAGGAAGAGAGUGAGGCUGCCCGAAACAGGACAUCACCAGAAACCAGAUCAAGAUCCAGCGGAGACAGCCAUCAUGUGUGACUGUUUUCACCUGGCAUUUCCCAACUGGCAUGCGUCAGCCACGGGUGAAGGGCGAAGGCUGAAGGGACCAGAACCAGACACAGAUGAUGAUUUAGCAUGUGAGGAGCCUGAAGUUUUAGAGGAGGAAAGACCUCGUCCUCAGGGUUCCUCUCCUGUUGAGGAAUUCCCCACCACAGAAAAAUACGAAAAACAGGCUGAAGGUGACUUCUAUGACUCACCCACCAAGAGUUCCAAAAAAAGCAAAAGGAUUGGUUUUGGCUCACUGUUUGACAAGCGUUCCUCUGCCAAGAUGAAUCAAACAGAGGACAUGCAAAACGAUCAGUCAGAAAUAGUGAAAACUGAAAAAGAAGUCUGUGCUGAGGGUUUGGUUGUAAGUGGAGGGGGAAAGGAUGGCAUCUUCAUCAAGGAAGUAAAGCCAGAGUCACCUGCCUCAAAGAAUCUAAGUGUGAAAGAAGGUGAUCAGAUUCUUAGUGCUACAGUAUACUUUGAUAAUGUGUCAUAUGAGGACGCCCUCCAGAUUCUUGAGCAUGCUCAACCAUAUAAAGUGGCAUUCUGUCUAAAACGCAAACCACCUCCAAGAACCCAGGAAGAUGCUGAGACAAUGAGGCCAGAUAUAACCAUUGGUGAGGAGGCUGAACGAGAAGAGGAAGGAGGAGGACCAGAAAUGAGAGGUCGAAGAAAGAUAAAAAAACAACAUGAUCGCAUCUCUUGGCCCAAAUUCCCCACCUUCAGCAAAGGUCGCAGGGCAAAUUUUAAGAGAUCUCACAGCACAUCAGAAGCAGAAGAACAGAGAAAAUUAGAGAUAAGUCCUCCAACAAGUGACACAGAAUCUCCCAUUAAGUCUCCAUUAAAAUCACCAGAUGAAAAAGAGAAGAAAAAGACACACAAGAUGAAACUUAAGAUGAAGAUGGCAGACUGUAGGAGCAAGUCUGUUGAAGAAAUCCAAGAAAAUGAAGAGGUACCAACAACAGACAAUAUGGAGGUCUUGGACAACCAAAUUAUUAUGAAUAUAGCCGUAGAGCAAGUGCCAGGGAUUAAUGUGUUAGAGAGUCCUAAAAUCUUGAAUGAAGCUGAAAAUACUGACUCAGCUAAGACAAGGAAUGAAUAUACAUUCCCGACUUUGCCAGCGACUGAAUCGCUACAUGAGGUUAAGCUCAUCAGUUUGGACACUACUUUAAAGACUACUGAUAUUACAGUUGCUCUUGGAGAGGAUGACAAAGAAAGGAGAGAGAGAUCAGAACUGAAGGAGUGCAUUCCAGGAAAGGAUAAAUAUGAGACAGAAACAGAGAGCCAAUUAAAAUCCUCCACAAGUGGGAUGCGAACUUCGGAUACAUCACCAUUCGACAAUAUUAUGGACAGUCCUAAUGUAAUAUCACAAAUUGAAGCAGUUGGACAUCAAGUUGAUUCUGAUAGCAAACCAAUAAAUAAAGAGAUUGCAGAGAAGACCCAAAAGUCAGGAGAAAUGGACAUGGAUAUAACUAAAGUUGAUGUUUCUCUUGACAUGCCAGAUGUAGGACCAAUAAGCAAAUCACCAAGAAUUGGUAUCGACAAGGAAAAGAAAGAAAGAAACAUCCUAGAAACAGAAAGUUAUGGGAUUCGAACCAGGGGACCAAUGGCAGACAUAGCCGCAUCAAAGAGCCCUUUUGCAUCAUCAGACACUUUCACUUUUGAGAUUCAAACAAAACAAGAUGUGUCCUUAACGGUCAUGGACACAAAGAAACCAAUCACGUCAACACCAGUUAUAUCCCAGCCAAAAUCACAUGCUCUGGAAGUGGACAAAAGUGGGAAGAGUACUAAGGUUGCUGACACCGAAGUAAUAAAAAAAGCAAAUUUGGAAUCAGAUUUUAAACUACCUAAGAUGGAUCUCUCUGGAUUCAACCACGAAGACUCAAUAACUAUAAGGCAAAGAGACCCCAACAAAGUGCCUCUCCUUAAACGAGAGGAAAUUGAGAUUCCUGGCAUGGAGGACAAAGGAUCAAAAACUAAGUUUAAGUCUCCUAGAAUUAAAGAACAAAAAAUUGAGAAGAUAAUAAAUAUCUCAAAAGCAGAGAAACGCCAAGCAGUGUUUAAUGUUCAGGAUGUAAAGGAAGCAGUAUCAAAAUUCCCUGCCUUUAAAUUACCUGAGAGAGACAUCACAGGAGUCCUUGUACAAAGAGAGAUCACAAUAAAAUCAGACAAGACUGGCAUGACACCUAAAGGAUCCCCUAGUAAACUUUCGAGCAUUAGCACAGAAAUAAGCAUUAAGUUACCUGACACAAUGGAUAAAGAAGAACAGAGACUUUCUCCUGUUGCUACAAAGGAUCAAGGCAUCUUAUUACCUAAAAGUGAACAAUUUCAUCUUUAUGAAACAAGUGUAACCGAGAGCAAAACAGACCAAACAAAAAUCAAGCCAACAGACCACAAACCCAAAUCUGGCAAAAUGUUAGUGAGGGAUACGACAGGUACUUCCCCAGAUGUAAAAUUCAAACUUCCAAAGCGUGAAGACAUUGAAAUACCCGGAAUGGAAGCCAUUGAACAAUCAGUUCAAUUGCUAAAAAUCAAAGUAGCCAAAGAUACAGACACACAAGAUGAGGCUGUGAAAGACUAUACUGAUACUGAUAUCAAAGCUGACAGAAAAGGACAUGAAAAGAAAUCAAAGAAAGCAAAGAUAUCUAUGCCUAGUUUUGGGAUCAAGACACCUGACAUUCGCUUCCCAGGUAUCACGAUUGAAUUACCAAAAAAGGAUACAUCAUCUAAAAGUGAUCGUGAUGCAAUCAAGGAGAUGAAAACUGAAGCAAAAAUAUCUAUUGAUGAAGACCAUGUAGCCAUCAAAAAAUCUUCUGAAGAAGCAACAUUCGAAAAAUCUCAAAAAGGUGAAAGUUGUGCACUUGACCAUGAAACUAAACAAGCAUAUGAUAUAGAGGGUGAUCAAAUGCACCAUCAUGAUGUUUGCACUGGCAUUAAGGAAACCUCAAAACAAGACGUUGAAGGAGAACCAAAGGUUGAAAUCAAAAGCAAAAGCAAAGACACAGAUUCCUCUCCACAUAAAAAGAAGAUGCCUAAAUUCAAAAUGCCCAAAAUUGGAGGGAAAUCAAUGAAAGGAACAACUGAAGUCACUACAAAAGAGGAUGCUACAGUGGAAGAAGAUUACAUAAUAGAGAUUGCAUUAAAUUCUGAGAAAAGAACAUCUGAGACUGAUCCCAAAGCAUAUAGUUCAGAAACAGACACAAAUUUGAAUAAAUUAAAAAUGCCAAGCAUAGAUGUUUCUGUUCCAAAAAUAAAAAUCCCCAAGACAGAGGGAAAAUCAAAGCAGGAGGAAACUGCGCUCUCGACACCUGAAAGGGUUGGGAAAGUUGACAAGAAGGUUGAGGCUGCAGAGGAUACUCGAGAAGAGAGUGGAUUUAGACUGAUCAAUUUUGGUGUCUCAUUGCCAAAAGAGAAAACAGAAGAAGCUGGGUUGUUACCAGAGGAAUCUAAAAAAUCUAUCAUAAAGGUUAGUGGAAAAACUGAAGUGGAGCCAUCUGAACUACCACAAGGUGAAAUAAAAGAAACAGAGUCUAAAAUGAAGAAAAGGAAAAUAUCAUUUCCCAAAUUUGGAUUCUCUAAAUCAGAGACAAAAGUAUCUGAUGCUGACAUAACUCUUCCAACUGCACAGGGCUCUUCACAAGGUGCAGAUGAGAUAGAACUAGAUGUUGAAAGUAAGACCACAGACGUUGAAGCUGAGUUCAAGGAUUCAACAGAUUCUCACACAAAAUUUAGACUUCCCACAAUUAAACUUCCCAAAUUUGGAGUUUCAUUUCCAAAGACAACCGAUGUUGGGGCUGAUAUUCAAAUGCCUGAAGUCAUCACAGAUGAAACUACAAAGGAUGUUAAAUUGCCAGAAGCUAAAUUAUCUGUAGAAUCUACAGCUCUAUCUGACAAAAAAGGCCUGAAGAUGACUCUCAGUGCAUCCAAACCUGAAGUUGACUUGUCUCUACCUGAGGGAAAAACAGAAAUCAAAGGUAUUUGUAUUCCAAAAGUUGAUGAUUUUCAGAAAAAAGAAAUAAAAUCAUCUAAAGAUAUUUCAUUUUCUAAACCAGAGGUUGAUCCUAGUCUGAAUGACCAUGAUAUCGAAGAAUUUCCAGCUGUUGAGUUUUCAAAACCAGACAUCAAAGCUGCAGACAUUGAUGUCAGUCUUCCGCAGGUUGAUUUAUCCAUUCCAGAAGUUUCUUCGGAUUUAAAAGAGAUGGAAAUGAAUUUCACAGUUUCAAAGGAUGAUGCAGAACAUAAAGAUCUAACAACUGCUGGUACACCAGUAAAGUUUAAAUUCCCCUCUAUCAACUUACCAAAAUUUGGUGGGAAAUCAUCCAAGGUAGUGAAAGACAUGCCCUUUGUAGAUAUAGAUAUUGAAGAAUCUGAUGUAAGCCUUCCAGAAACACAAAUAAGCAUGGAACUCAAAGAUGGUGCCCCAUCAGGUGAUGUCAAGGAUUAUUUUGUGACUACAGAAGGUCAAUGUGUUAGUGUAGACAAGGAGGUUACAGUUACACUGCCAGAAUAUGGCAUUAGCCUUCCGAAGGUUGAAGCCUGUAAGCCAGCCGAUAGUAUUGACAAAGAAGAAUCAAUUAUAGACACCAAAAAAUUAAAUGCAGAGUCUGACCAGGCUGAGAAAGGUCCAAGAUCUCCAACAAAAAGUACACUUCCCACAAUUCAAUUUGGUGUCUUAUUUCCAAAACCAACAGAUGCAGUCUUUGACAAUCAAAUGCAUGAAGUCACCACAGAUGAACCCACCAUGGAAAUAAAAGUGCCAGAAGCCAAACUGACUGGAGAACUGCCAUCAUUAACUGAAAUGAAAACCCCACAAAUUAUUUCCAGUGUUUCAAAACCUGAAGUGGAUGUAUCUACACCAGAGGUAGAAAAGGGUUUUGAUGCACAGAAAAAAGAAAAGAUAUUGUCUCCAAACCAUGCAUUUUCUAAACCAGAGGUUAACGUGAGCCUUGUAGGUCAUGGUCUUGAUCAAGAAGCAACUAUAGAAGAUUCGAAAGUGCAAGCCGAGAAACUUGAGAUGGGAGUCAAAGUUCCUUCAGGAACAGUAGAUGUAGUCAUCCCAGAGGGUAAAGAAAAAGAAAAACUUAAAAAACGUAAAAUUUCGUUUCCAAAAUUUGGCUUUUCCAAAUCUGACACUAAGAUCCCUGAUGCUAACACCAGUCUUCAAAAAGAAGGAGUAUCUGUGCCAGACACUGAGAUCAAAGAGACUGAGGUGACGAUUCCUGCUCCAGAGGUUGAAGUCCAGUUGAAAAACAAAAGUGCUUCUCCAUCUGGUUCUCCAUCUAAAUUCAAGCUUCCAACAAUUUCUCUCCCUAAAUAUGACAUUUCUAUUUCAAAGACUGCAGAAGAAUCUAUUGCAAAAGCUGGUGGUGAUGCACAGUCAGAAAUAAAGGCAACAUCAACAGUUGCAUCACAAGAUAAAGAUAUAGAACCAUCAAAAUCAAUUUUUGAAACCCUACCGGUAGAUGCUGAAAUUAAGAUUCAAGACACCGAUCAUGAAGGUCAAGGGAGUAGAUUUAUGAUGCCCAAAUUUGAAUUUUCAUUUCCAAAGCUAAAGGGACCAGAAUUUAAAAAGGGCGCACCAGAGGCUACACUGAAACAUGACAUUGAGAGUGCUGAGGGAAAAGCAGACAUACCCGAGGCUUCUUUGAAAAUGGAGGUAAUGAUGAAAAAGCCAAAAGAGCCAAGCUCAGAGCAUGCAUUUUCUAAACAAGAGAUUAAAGAUCCAGAGAGUCAUGUUGAGAGAGGGGAUCUACCAUCUAUGGCAGUUGGUGAAGUGGAUGUGAAUCUUGAGUCUGACUUAAGAGAUGAUUCAACCACUGGAGGGUCACCAUUCAAAUUCAAACUUCCUUCUUUCAAGCUACCCAAAUUCGGAAGUUCAUCUUCCAAAGUAAAAUCUGAAAUAACAGAUUUGAGGGGGGAGGAAAUUACUUUGGAGGCUGAAGAUAUAUUUACAUCAGUAGAAGUGUCAGAUGUAAAAAUUGACUUUAAUGUGCCCAGUCAAGAGCUGAAGAAACCCUCAAUAAGUGUUGAUCAGCCAAAGCUAGAUACUGGAGAUCAAUACACCCUGUCACUUACAGAGGCCAUAACAUCAAAGGCAGAAGUUGAUAUUUCUUUACCAGAGACAAAACCCAGGGAACUGUCAGCUGGAGCUGAAGUACCACAAGCUAAAACAGAAAGCAAAAAAGAUCAAGAAGUUGAUUUAAAAGACCCAGGUAUAAAAAUGAAAAGAACAGGCUUUUCAUUUCCUAAAUUCGGAUUUUCCAAACCCGAUAUCAAGACCCCAGAGACUGAUGUCAAGCUUGCACAAGUUGUUACAUCUGAACCAGAAGGUGAUGUGAAAAUAAAAGAACAAAGUAUGAACAUCACAGUGUUAAAUUUUGAGGCUCAGCAAAAAGAUACGACAACUUUUGGUGCCACAACAACAUUUAAACUCCCCUCAAUCAACAUCCCAAAGACUGGAGGACAAGCUAUGAAGGAAGAGAAAUCUAUGCCAGAUGUAGGUAUAGCUGUUAAAGAACCUGAAAUGAGCGGUCCAUAUACACAAAUAAAAAUACCAUCAGCUGAUAUAAAGGGACCUCAUCUAGCCACAGAGGGUCAAUCUGUAAGUGUGGACUUAAAGGUUGAAAAUGCUGAACUUGGAGGACUUGGGGGAGAGCUGAAGAUGCCAAAGUUGGGUAUUGACCUUCCUAAAGUAAAAGGGUUUGAUUUAAGUGCAUCAAAGACAGAGGAAAUAGCUGAAGUACAGGAAAUCGAUCUUAAAAAAACAGAGAUAAAAACCGAGGGGAAAAUUCACCCACCAGAACAUGAUUUUAAAGGCCUAGAUGUACAGAUAAAGACAUUACCUGAAUUUGGGGUUUCAAAAGCAGAAAUAAAAGCCCCUGAGGUUGAUGUAAGUAUCCAAAAAACUGAUAUCCCCAUAUCAGAAGGCAGUAUGGGCCUAGAAGAAGCAAAAACGGACAUUGAAGUGUCAAUGGAGCCUGAUCAAAAGGGUUCAACAUUUUUUGGAUCUCCAACCAAGUUUAGACUCCCUUCUUUCAGCUUCCCGAAAUUUGGUGUUAAAUCACAAAAAGGAGCAUUAGACAUUAAUGUAACUGAUUCAGAACUAGAGGAAACAAAUAUAAAAAGUGAUAUUUCUAAACCUGACGUCAAACUAAAAGUACAGCCACCCAAAAAUGAAUCUGAAGUUGAAAAGAGUGCAGACAUGCCUGAGGUUGAUUCCAAAGGACUGCAAGUAAAAGCGAAGAGACCAAGUUUUUCAUUUCCUAAGUUUGGAUUUUCCAAACCAAACACUGCAACUCCAGAAGUUGAUGUCAGUGUAGAAAAAGUUGAAGUAUCCAUACCAGAGGGUAAUGUACCUGUAAAAGAACAAAUAACAGAAGUUACAUUUCCAGGAAGGGAAGCUGAACAGAAAGAUCUAACAAUUGUUAGUUCCCCAACCAAAUAUAAACUGACAGAAGUUAACCUGCCAAAAUUUGGAGUCAAAACUUCAAAAGGUACAGUAAGUUUACCAUCAGCAGAUAAGGACAUUAAAGGAAUAGAAAUUACUGGUCAUGAACCUGACAUCAAGGUGUCAGGAAAAAUACCAAAAAUUGAAAGAGAGGCAGAUAUACAUGCCACAAUAAGAGAAACUGAUGUUCAUCUAGCAGAAGGUAAGGUAAUACUACCCCAACCUGAUGUUGACGUUCAAGACAUAUCCAUUGAAGGCGAGGCAGAUAUACCUGAAGUUGACUUGAAAGGGCUUGAUGUGAAAUUGAAGAAGUCAAGCUUUUCACUUCCAAAAUUUGGUUUUUCAAAGCCAGAUAUUAAGGGGCAUGAUGUUGAUUAUGCCAGUCAACCAAAGGCAAAUAUGUCUAUGCAAGAGGGCAACAUACCUUCUAAAGACCAAGAUGCAGAAAUUACCUUCACUGAUGAAAUGAAAAAACAAGAAGAUCCAACUCAUACAAAAUUUAACCUUCCCUCAAUCAACCUCCCAAAGUUUGGAAUCAAAUAUCCAAAGUCCACAUCUGACAUACCAGCAGCUGAAAUAGAUUUCAAAAAACCUGAAAUCAGUUUCUCUGAAACAAUAGAGGUACAAACCACUGACACAGAAACAAACAUUGAUAUUAAGGUGCCUACUGUUAAUGUGGACAUUAAGGUCAAAGAGAUGGACAUUGAUGGGACAGGGAGUAAGUUCAAGCUGCCAAAAUUUGGAAUUGGUAUGCCAAAUGUAAAGGAGAUAGAGAUGGAGGGUAAAGAGAUAAACAAAGAGACCGGCUUGCUAUGUGAAGAAAAAGUUAAUGUACAACAGCCUGAUGUUGCAAUUCAAAAUGUGACCAUUGAGGGGGAAACAGAUAAAGUUGAAGUUGAUUCCAAAGGGCUGAAAGUAAAACUUCCCAAAUUGGGAUUUUCAAAACAAGAUCUUAAGGCUCCUGAAGUUGAUGUGAGUCUAGCCAAACCUGACAUGGGCACAUCACUGGGAAAUGUUGAUUUUUCAGAGCAAUCUGUGGAUAUUAAAUUACCAGAAGAACAACCUGAUUUGAAAAAAGACACUUUUAGCUCUCCAACGAGAUUUAAACUUCCAACAAUCAAUUUCCCCAAAUUUGGAACCAAAACAUCAAAGGACACAGUGGACAUUCCUACGGCAAAUAUGGACAUCGAUGAAGUUAGCCUUCCCGAUAAGACGUUUAACAUGUCAGGAGAAGUAGCAAGUGUUGACAUGAAAGAGCCAACAGAAAAUGUUGAAGAUCCAUCUAUUGAGAUGAACAUUAAAAGCAAAUUUAAGCUUCCAAAAUUUGGUAUUGCUCUCCCAACAACAAAAGGUCCUGACAGUGACCAAGGGCUCAAGAAACCUAUGACAAAAACAGAAGUGAAAAUGUCAGGAGAUAUACCAACUACAGACAAGAAAGAGCUAAAGUUACCCAAAGGAAUAGUGGAAGUGGAUAUGCAAGCCAGUGAAAUGACAACAGACAUUUUACUACAGGGCACUGCAGAAAUGGGAGAAAGUGAGAGAGAUGGCAAAACUGAAAUAACAAGUCCACAAUUUGGCUCUCCAACAAAAUUCAAACUCCCAGAAAUAAAAUUACCCAAAUUUGGAUUUUCCGCUCCGAAGGUCACUAGUGAUGCACCUGAUUCUGACAUCAAGGAAAUUAAAGGUAGUUCAGUGGAUUAUGAGAUAAAGACAUCAAAUGUGGACCAAUCAGAUGACAUCAAAUGCAAAACUGCAGAGAUUGAAACCCCAUCUAUUGAUAUGACCAUAAAAGCAAAAGAGAUUAAUCAAGAGGGACAGGAAACUAAAUUUAAACUUCCAAAAUUUGGGAUUUCAUUACCCAAAGUAAAAGGUCCUGAGGUGAUAGUAACUGCAAAAGAAGUAAAAACAGGAACACCUGAAAUUGGGAUCACUGAACCAGAAAUUAAAAUUGCAGCAGAUGAUGCAAGUCUCCCAAAAGUAGCCAUGGCUUUAGAGGGAAGUUCCAGCCUUGAAAAAACAGAGGUAGAGACAGAGUUGAAAGAUGAUACCAUUGUUGUUUCAGGUUCUCCAAGUAAAUUCAAAAUGCCUGCUUUUAAAAUGCCAAGAUUUGGAAGAACAUCUGAUGCAAAAGGAAAAGAAGCAGAAGUAGAUGUUCCAGACACUAAAACUGAUUUAAAUAUUAAAGACAAGCCUUUACAAGUAGAAGUCUCCAAAGAUAUACACAGAGAGGGUGAAAUUAAAGAAACCACCGAACAGCCUCCAGAGGUUGUUGUAAAAAAAAUGGAGGGUGACAAAGGCUCCCCGAGUAAAUUCAAACUUCCUACUAUGAAAAUGCCAAAGUUUAGCAUUUCAAGAACAAAAUCUCAGGAUGGAGAAGAUGACACAACCAUAAAUGCUAAUGCCCCAGACACUAAAACACAACCAAAAGAUGAUUCACAAGGGCCUGGAAAGUCACCCAGAUUUACAAUGCCUAGACUUGAGGAUGUUCUCAGUGGCUUUGAGGUUGAAUUUAACGUUCCAACAAUAGAGGAAAUAGAAGAACAAAUGGACAAACCAUCUGUCAAGCAAGAACAGGAGGCUGGAGAAAACGUCCUCAACGUCACAGAACACAAGGAACACAAGGACAAAGGAGCACAGGAGAAAUCAAAGUUUAAAUUUAAAUUUCCAAAAUUAGGAUUCAGCCAGUCCUCAGAUGAAAGUGAUAAGUUAGUCGACGCCAAAAUUGAAGAAAGUGAAAAACAUCUGGAGGCUUCAGUGGAUCAGAAAUCAGCUGUUAGCAAAGAACAAGCAAAAACUGAAAAAGGAAGCUGGUUCAAGUUCUCAUUUUCUUCUCCAACUAAAACUACAAAAUCUGACGAGAAGGAACAAAUAAUCCAACCACCUGAACAGGCCGAGAAGUCUGAUGAUGUAGAGAAAGAAUCCAGCAAGGCACACGAGGAACCAGAGAAGAGCUUGUUCAGCGAGGCUGUGGAGGACAACAUCAGCCCAACAUUAUCCCUAAGGUCAUCUGAAGCUUUUGCAGAUAUAAGUUCCACAGUAACUGAACAUGUUGGCCUGUCACAGACCUCUCCUACAAAAGUUAAAGUGAAAUAUGCUGAACCAACUGCCACUAUUGGGGUCAAAGAUGUACAAACUAAUGUUGUAACUUCCACAGCCAGAUGUGAAAUGAUAUCAAUGGAGCCUCACCACCAGCCAGAAAAAGUCAACAUCCCAUUCUCAUCAGAUAUGUCCUCCGCCUCAGUGGACACUCUGAAACAGAUGUCAGGGGAAAUUCAUGUCAUCACAUCGAACAUUCAAGCUAUACCAGACACACAGCAAGCUGCAAUCUUUACUAAUUUAGACGCCCAUGGAAUUCACACCUCACCAUUACAAGUAACACUAGGCUUAGACUCGGUGUUGACAGUAGAGGAAACCAGAGUGCAAAGUGGGAAGCAAACAUUGGUGGAAAAGCAUGUUGUGAAAGAAACAUUACAUGAUGAUAACGAGACAAUAAUUGUGACACAGAGAACACGUGUAUUUGAAGGAGACUCUGCAGAACCCAUUUGUGAUGAUACGGCUUCCUCGAUUCGUAGGCUGAGAGACACGGUACACACUGAAAAAAUGAGGUUUUUUGACAGUGUAGCAACAACUGAAGAGGUCACAAUAGUGAGCUAUGAAACAUCUCUAAGACAUAUGGAUUCCUCUACAGAUGAGAAUGAGGGGAAAUGAACAUGAUAUAUGGCUGAGUUUAUUUUAUGCUUUUGAAUGUAUGUUUCGGUGUUCUCUUAUAUAAUCAUACAAGCCAGCUGAAUUGUAAUGCUAAUUGAGUAAAAUUACACUUACUUAUGAACAUAUCACAGAGUAUUGUUUAGCUAGAGAAGAUUUUAAGCUUAAAAGUCUUAAGACAAAACAACUAUAUCCACUGGAUGAAUUACAGUAUGUAUGUACGAUGAAUAAUAGAAAAAAAAUAUUGUAUUAUAAUUUGAUGUGUGGGUUAUCAGUGCACUUUACUGUAAAACUGUUCUCUUGGGGAAAUUGUUUACAGUGCAAACUCAGUAAUAUUCAAGCAAACAACAUUUAAAUAGAUAUAUUCACAAAUAAAAUUAAUUAUAAAGUUGGUGUGGCUUUUAAAGAAUGUUGACAGUAUCACAUAUUGAGGCAUUUGUUUCUUUGAGGUUAUCUAUUUUGAGAAAACUAUAAAAUUGCAUAUAAAAUCUGUUUCUGCAGCCUUGACAAUAAAUGAAAACAACUAUGUAAAUGUUUUAUUUGUCUAUUCAUUAUCUGUGUUAGCUUAUGACAAAAGCAUUUGAUGGAAUCAAUAGAUUUGCAAAAUAUACUGUACAAUGCACAUUUUCAGAAUACAAUAAUUUUCUCAAUAAGCAAUGACUUUUCAUUUAACAUGAUUUGUCAAAUUAAUCAAAUGAAUGUUGUAAGAGAAACACUUAAACUAGUCACUGCAAAAGAAAUAAAAAAGUGACAAUAUG